This is a messenger RNA of Euleptes europaea (tarantolino), 3077 nucleotides long. It is a transcript of the gene SGSM2, whose product is annotated as small G protein signaling modulator 2. The transcript is spliced from 24 exons. Gene Ontology annotation, molecular function: GTPase activator activity. Lineage: Eukaryota; Metazoa; Chordata; Lepidosauria; Squamata; Sphaerodactylidae. The record is from RefSeq and is a predicted model, not a curated record. The coding region runs from base 9 to 3077 and encodes 1022 amino acids.
AACAGAUAAUGGAAGAGGCCGUAACCCGGAAGUUUGUGCAUGAGGACAGCAGCCACGUCAUUGCACUGUGUGGAGUAGUGGAAGCAUGCCUUCUGCACAUGCUCAAACGACGGGCUGCUGGCUUUCUGCGGACUGACAAGAUUGCUGCCCUCUUCACCAAGGUUGGCAAGACCUAUGAUGUGGCGGGCGAGAUAUGCAAGAAAGUGCAGGACCUCUUGCAGCAAGUCGAUGGCAGGAGGUCUCAGCCAGUGGGCCAAGAAUCCCUGAAGAGGCAAAGCUCGGCCACAAGCAAAACCCCUGCUCUGACCCCACAAGCCAUAAAGCACAUUUGGGUGCGCACGGCUUUGAUUGAAAGAGUGCUAGACAAAAUCGUGCAGUACCUUGUGGACAACUGCAGCAAAUACUAUGAGAAGGAAGCUUUACUGGCAGAUCCCGUCUGUGGGCCCAUCUUGGCGUGCCUCCUCGUUGGCCCGUGUGCACUAGAAUACACCAAGCUAAAAACAGCCGACCACUUUUGGACGGAUCCUUCAGCAGACGAAUUGGUCCAAAGGCAUCGCAUCCAUGGUGCCCAUGGUCGCCAGGACUCCCCAUCCAAACGGCCGGCCUUAGGCAUACGGAAACGGCAAUCAAGCGGCAACUCCUCAGAGGACCGUUUUGCUGCAUCAGCCAGAGAUUACGUGGAGUCGUUGCACCAAAAUUCAAGGACACAUUUGCUGUAUGGGAAGAACAACGUCCUGGUUCAGCCAAAAGACGACAUGGAGGCCAUCCCAGGCUACCUCUCUCUUCACCAAUCUGCCGAUUCUUUGACUUUAAAAUGGACACCAAACCAGCUCAUGAAUGGGACGCUGGGGGAUUCGGACCUUGAGAAAAGCAUCUACUGGGACUACGCCUUGAUUGUCCCCUUCAGCCAGAUCGUCUGCAUCCACUGCCAUCAACAACCAGAAAGAGGUGGUACCUUGGUGCUGGUGAGCCAGGAUGGCAUCCAGAGACCCCCCCUUCAUUUCCCGCCUGGAGGACACCUCCUUGCCUUUCUUUCCUGCCUUGAGAAUGGCCUUUUGCCCCGCGGACAGCUGGAGCCUCCCCUGUGGUCCCAGCAGGGAAAGGGCAAAGUUUUUCCAAAGCUUCGGAAACGGAACAGCCACAACAGGUCCAUGGAUAUGGAAGAACUGCCUGUGGUGGAGGCUGCAACCGAUUACGUCUUCAGAAUUAUUUACCAGGGGCACAGACAUGAGAACAUAACUAUUAACUACCACCACUUAGCUGCCAGCCGCUCUGCCUCCGUCGACGAUGACGAGGAGGAAGAAGAUAAGCUGCACGCAAUGCUAUCCAUGAUCUGCUCUCGGAACCUCACAGAUCCUAAAAGGAUGAAAGAUAUCACCGACAUGAUGGAGAUUCAGGGAUUCGGCACCAGCUUGUUGCCAUGGCAGCUGGAACCUUGCAGCCAAGGGUCCUCGUGUCUGUCGUGUUCGACGAGCAGCUCUCCUUAUGACCCGCCCAGCUGCUGCAGCUGCAUUCACGACAGAACCCCUCUGAAAAUGCUGUGCGAAAGUAUGAAGAGGCAAAUUGUUUCCAGAGCUUUUUAUGGGUGGCUUGCCUAUUGCCGCCAUUUGUCCACAGUACGAAUGCACUUGUCUGCUCUGGUGAAUCACACAAUAAUCCCACCUGACAAACCCACAAAUGCUGCAGAAGGCCUGACCAAAGAGGUGUGGAGUAAAUAUCAGAAGGACAAGAAGAAUUACAAGGAAUUGGAACUACUCCGACGGGUUUACUAUGGUGGGGUGCAGCACGAAAUCCGAAAGGACGUGUGGCCAUUCUUACUGGGGCACUACAAGUAUGGCAUGACCAAAAAGGAGAUGGAUCGGGUGGACGAGGAAAUUAUCCUCCAGUACGAGAAGAUCAUGGCUGAGUGGAAGGCCUGUGAGAGGAUUGUGAAGCUGCGGGAGAAGGAGUCCCAGACGGCCACCAAGUUCUCCUCCGGCAGCAGCAUCGACAGCCACGUGCAGCGGCUGAUCCACAGGGACUCCACUAUCAGCAACGACGUCUUUAUGUCUGUGGACGAAAUGGACUCUGUGGAGCGAGAGCUGAAAGCCCCGGCCGACCCCUCUUUGGUGGGAGGGAGCGUCGAUGCGCCCACGGUGGUGGCGGUGCUGGAGCAGCAGCCCUCGUUAGAGUUCGAUUCUCCGGACUCCGGGCUGCCUUCCUCUCGGAAUUACUCUGUCACCUCGGGCAUCCUUUCCAGCAUCGACGACGGGCAGAGCAUUUGCUUUGAGGACGGGGCCGAGGAAGAAAGCGGCAUCGAUCCGCAGAGGCCAGACACAGAGCUUGCUCAGAAAACGAAGAGCGUGGAAUCCGAGGGCUCGGGGACUGAGGAAUCGCUCAUUUCUGUUUGUUCUGCAGCUUAUACGAUAGAAAUGUUGGACACUGUUGCCUUAAACUUGCACAGAAUUGAUAAAGAUGUCCAAAGGUGUGACCGGAAUUACUGGUACUUCACUGCUGAGAACCUGGAGAAACUUCGGAACAUCAUGUGCAGUUACGUUUGGGAACAUUUAGAUGUUGGCUACGUCCAAGGAAUGUGUGACCUUCUGGCUCCCCUGAUGGUUAUACUCGACAAGGAUGAAUUGGCUUAUAGCUGCUUCACUCAUCUGAUGAAGAGAAUGAGCCAAAAUUUCCCCAAUGGGGGUGCCAUGGACAUCCAUUUUGCAAACAUGCGGUCGCUCAUCCAGAUUCUGGAUGCUGAGCUUUUUGAACUAAUGCAUCAGAAUGGUGACUACACUCACUUUUAUUUCUGCUAUCGCUGGUUCCUGCUGGAUUUUAAACGAGAAUUGUUGUACGAGGAUGUAUUUGCAGUGUGGGAAGUUAUUUGGGCAGCAAAGCACAUCUCUUCAGAACAUUUUGUACUUUUCAUUGCCUUAGCACUGGUGGAGCUCUACCGAGAGAUUAUCCGCGAUAACAACAUGGACUUCACCGAUAUCAUCAAGUUUUUUAAUGAAAUGGCAGAACAUCACAAUGCCCAGGAGAUCCUGCAAAUAGCCCGGGACUUAGUCUGCAGGGUUCAAACGCUGAUUGAAAACAAGUGA